UCAAGGCAGAGUCUCUUCUCAAAGGCUGUUUCACAGUGAAAAUAUGCUCAGUGCAGCCGAGUGCAUGAAUGAAAAAGCCUCUGAUACCUUCUAGUCUGGCAAAAUGCAGCACAAAACUCAACUUACUCUGUCCUUUCUGCUGUCCCAGGUUCUGCUGCUUUCAUGUGCAGAAGGUUUAGAAUGUGUCCCUGGAUUCCAGCAAAAGGUUUAUUAUAUUGAGCAGCCACUUGAAUUCACAGAGGACCAGAGAGUUCUGAACCUGGAAUUUGAUGACUGCAAGGGGAAUAAUAACUUGAACUUCGAAGUUUCUAACCCGGACUUUAAGGUGGAAAGUGAUGGGUCUUUAGUUGCACUAAAGAACAUAUCAGAAGCUGGCAGAGCCUUGUUUGUCCACGCACGGUCUGAGCAUGCUGAGGAUAUGGCAGAAAUUUUGAUUGUUGGAGCAAAUGAAAAACAUGGUGCAUUAAAGGAAAUCUUUAAGAUUGAAGGCAACCUUGGAAUUCCAAGACAAAAAAGGGCUAUUUUGGCAACUCCAAUAUUAAUUCCUGAAAAUCAAAGACCACCAUUCCCCAGAUCUGUUGGCAAGGUUAUCAGCAGUGAAGGGACAGAGGGAGCAAAGUUUCGACUCUCUGGUAAGGGAGUAGAUCAAGACCCAAAAGGAAUUUUUAGAAUCAAUGAGAUCAGCGGGGAAGUUUCCGUGACCAGAACCCUUGACAGAGAAGCAAUUGCCAAUUAUGAGCUUGAAGUUGAGGUCACAGAUAUAAGUGGGAAAACCAUUGAUGGUCCAGUCCGCCUAGAUAUUUCUGUUAUUGACCAAAAUGACAAUAGGCCGAUGUUCAAAGAAGGACCCUACGUUGGUCAUGUCAUGGAGGCAUCUCCUACAGGAACCACCGUGAUGCGUAUGACAGCUUUUGAUGCUGAUGACUCCAGCACAGACAACGCUCUUCUGAGGUAUAACAUCCUCAAACAGACACCUACCAAGCCAUCUCCAAAUAUGUUCUAUAUUGACCCAGAAAAGGGAGAUAUUGUCACAGUGGUGUCACCUGUUCUCUUGGACCGUGAGACUAUGGAUACCCCGAAAUAUGAGCUAGUUAUAGAAGCUAAGGAUAUGGGUGGCCUCGAUGUGGGACUAACAGGCACAGCAACUGCCACCAUUCUUAUUGAUGACAAAAAUGACCAUCCACCAGAAUUUACCAAAAAAGAGUUUCAAGCCACAGUAAAGGAGGGAGUCACAGGUGUCAUAGUAAACUUAACUGUUGGUGACCGAGACGACCCAGCAACUGGAGCAUGGAGAGCUGUCUACACCAUUAUUAAUGGAAAUCCAGGGCAGAGUUUUGAAAUCCACACCAACCCCCAGACUAAUGAGGGAAUGCUCUCUGUUGUCAAACCUUUGGACUAUGAGAUUUCAGCAUUUCACACACUGCUGAUCAAAGUAGAAAAUGAAGACCCGCUGAUUCCAGACAUAGCCUAUGGCCCCAGUUCCACAGCAACAGUUCAGAUCACUGUUGAGGAUGUGAAUGAAGGCCCAGUUUUUCACCCAAACCCAAUGACAGUGACAAAAGAAGAAAACAUCCCUGCUGGCAGUAUUGUGUUAACGGUGAAUGCCACCGAUCCAGACACUUUGCAACAUCAGACUAUCAGGUAUUCAGUGUACAAGGACCCAGCAGGCUGGCUAGAAAUUAACCCCACCAAUGGUACCAUUGGCACCACUGCAAUCCUGGACCGGGAGUCUCCCUACGUUCAGAACAACGUGUACACGGCUCUCUUCCUGGCAAUAGACAGUGGUAACCCUCCUGCUACAGGUACAGGAACUUUACACAUCACCUUGGAGGAUGUCAAUGACAACAUCCCAGCCCUUUAUCCAACACUGGCAAAAGUUUGUGAGGAUGCAAAAGAUCUCAGGGUAGUGGUACUAGGAGCAUCAGACAAAGAUCUUCAUCCCAACACAGAUCCAUUCAAAUUUGAACUGAGUAAGCAAUCGGGCCCAGAGAAAUUGUGGAGAAUCACCAAACUUAACAAUACUCAUGCACAGGUCAUCCUGCUUCAAAACCUGAAAAAGGCCAAUUACAACAUCCCAAUUUCAGUGACAGAUUCUGGAAAACCACCUCUGACUAACAACACAGAACUGAAAUUACAAGUGUGUUCCUGCAAGAAAUCCAAAAUGGACUGCAGUGCAACUGAUGCCCUUCAUAUCAGCCUGACCCUCAUCCUUCUUUCACUCUUCAGUUUAUUUUGUCUGUAGGAAACUCCUGACAUUUGAAGCUGUCCUACUGAGUUGCCAUGGCAACGAGAGGGAAAAAAAGACACCGUCAGAUCUGAAGACUGCAGUUUACAGUUACUGUUCUUCACUACUAGGCCUCAGUUGCUCCAGAUCCAGUUUAAUUUGCAACCUCACUCAAUCUGUCCGACUAUCCCUUGGUGUUUGACAACCUGCCCUGACUGCUGUUCCUGAACAGAUUCCUUCUGCAAGACACCAGGCUUAUGCGAAUUUUCUCUGAAUGUUCAAAGACCAUGACAUCUAAAACGGACCUUGGGGGAGCAGAAACCAGAUUGACUCAAUUUUUUUUCUAUCUGUUGACUUGUUGCUAUUCAAAUGUUCAGAAAAUAUUUUGUCUGUGGGUUAGUAUUUGUAUAUGUAUGAGUGUAUGUAUAUAUAUAUAUAUUUAUAUAGAGUUAUACGACAGGUUUAGCUUUUAUAAAAUCUUCAUCUGGAGUGUGCAAGGGACAAAGCAGAUUAACACAGCCACAGAUGAAUUGUAAAAAAACGGCUAAACCUACUGUACUGGCUGUUCACAGUGUGGCCAGAAGGAGAGCCUGUUGCAACCAUUCUGCUACAGCAGCCGCUUUGUUGGCACCAAAUAGAGCAGCCCUGGGGCUCUGCAGCGUCAUUCCUCAUACCUCAGGUUCAGCAAACAAGACAUGCAAGUCCCCCCCGGCUUGUUUCUGAUCUGACCUGUGCUCCUUAUGCUCCCAGGUGGAACUGAUGAUCCAGUGGAUCCAGCUUCUGCAGAGCUCUGGCUUGGGAAGCAGGUGGGAAGCAGGCGGCUGGCACUGGAUGGGCCAGCGUGUACAGCAGCGGGAGCGCUGGGCCUCAUUCUGAAGGGGCUGAAGCUUCCUUUGUGUUCCUGCAGAUAACUAUUUGCUGGGGCAGUUUACAAACCUGAAGUCUUUGGUCAGCUCAGCAGACACAGCUCAGUGGGCUGAUGUCUCCAGAUGAGCAGCUGAUUGGAACAGCAAAGCACAGUGCUCCUUGAGUCCUGGGCUCUCUCUCAGCCUCCACGCAGCUGGCAUUACAUCCAUAAGAGCAAGGAGGAAACCAGAUGCCCUAUUAUAUAAAUAUAUUCACACACACACAUAUAUAUAGUUUUCAGUAUAUAUAUACAUACAUACACAUGUACACUCAGUUUCCAGUUAAGAGUAACAAGCAUUUCUUUGUGUGUAAACUUACCACACUUCUUUGCAGACAUGGGGGAAAAAAAGGGUGUUCGUUAAAUAUGAAAAUGAAUCCUUUUUUAUUCUGUGAGCAUGUAAGGUUAAAAAAAAACAAAACCUCUAACUGUAUCAAGAUGAUUAUCUUGUUAAUAAAUUGUAAAUGAUCCAUCAAAGCUCACACCAAAUUUUUAUAAAAUUAACACGAAAAGUAUACUAGUGACAGACUGUGGCUUUUAUUAGAGCUUGCCAGUAACUAGGGUAAGUGUCUUAGAAUAUUUUAAUAAACUUGCUUAUUUAAAGUUUAAACAAAAACAAAAAAAGCUUCCUUAUGCAAUAGAACUUUGCAGCUGCAUUCUUUAGUUGGCAUUUUUACAGUACUUACGAGUCAUCCUGUAUGUUGUCUUUAUUACAGUGAGAUUAUAAGCAUAUCUUCCACACCACUUAUAUGUUGCAAUAGUAAAGCUUUUUGGAAGCAUUAAAAAGUCCAAACAUACAUUUAGUUUCCCAUAAUGCUACACUAGAUAUUAAAUGUGUGUUGGUGGUAAAAAAUUGCUGUACAAUAGCUUUUCUCUGCCUUCCUGUAUUGCACCAAAUAUGAAACAGGUCUGUUUUGUUUUGUUUUAAUCAAAAGGAGUAAUAACAACAGCGACAGAGGAAAAAUUAGAUUGCGUUGUGAACUUUCCUAACAUUGUGGAUUUCUUGGUAAGAUACAAGCUGCCUUCAGACAGGAACCUGCUUUUCUCUUCCAGCUUAACUCCUGCAGUCCUGACCAAGUAAAAUCUCCCCCUGACCUUGUUUCUCUCCCAGCACACUCUAGCUGUUUCAGUUACCAAAGGGGUACUUUGGUGGGAGUUUCUGUUGAGCAAAGGGCUCCAGGAGUGGGCUGUUAAGCACCUGCAGGUGUUUAAGAGGGAAAGUGUCUGAUCUCAAACAUGAACAUGGGCAUGCUUCUAGUUUUCUUUCUCUGCCCAUGUAAUAAUCAUAACGUGCUGCUUUAGCAUCACAAAUCACCUUUAGAAUUAUAGUUUUCAGGGAAAUUUUUCAAAAGGGAAAAAAAAAUAAAAAUCAACAAAUGCAAAACACAACUGGAUUUUCAACAUGUAUAGUUAAUUAAUGCACCCAAAUGCACCCAAAGAUAAAUUACAUCCUAUGCUUUGAUCUAAAACACCUCUAUCUUUAAUAAAAGAAAUUAUAAUAGCCUCCCCCACAAACACUCUUUUUUCUACUGGCUUUUUUCUUCUCUCUAUCCAGCAAAAGCCACCUCUGGAAAGACACUCAUUGACAUUAGUGUCAUUUCUGUCAAGCACCAUACAAAGCUACUUUUUUCUCCUUUAAACCAAGGCUCCUAUAGCAUUGGUGGAUCAUUCCAAAGGCAACCAAAACAAAGAACAACAAAAAAAUCUCUUCUGCCUGGAUCUACACUAACAAUGGGAAAGAUUCUCUACUACUUUGUGCCCAAGGACAAGAUCUUUCUUCUUGGAUAAUACUGCAACCUUUUGACAUGUAGAGAGGUCAGUAUUGUGGCUGAAAAGCUGAAACAAGAUGCAUCAAAAGCCUUCAUUCAUCAUCAUCACUUCAUAUGUGCACCUAGAUUAAAGCCUCCCAGCCUUUACUGUGUGUCUCUAGACUUCAGACAGAGCUAAUCACUGGACUACUUAAGCAUGCAAAGAGAAGAUGAAGCUGCCAUGUUAACGUUUCUCCCUCUCUGUACCCGAGAACAAACCCCAUUUAACAAGGGGUGGUGGCAUGUUCUGUAGCAUUAUACAAAUAAGAACCAUAAUAGAAUCUCGGUUUUUCCUACCUGAAUGAGAUUGUUGACUCUGACUCAAAGAAACAUAUGUCCAUUUCCUGAAACAAAGGAGCAACAAUAAUUUAUUAGUAGAGAAGCUGCAAAAUGGCUGACAUUUUUUUUAUAGUUAAUUAUGCUUAACAUUUGCUCAGUCAGGCUUGCUGGUUUUAUAACAUAGCACUUCUACCUACUUCGGUAGAAAUUUGCAGCGUUUAUUUCAGUUUGUGUUUGUAGACAUACAAUGCUGUCUAGAGUCAAAAAGGCAGUGAACUUGAUGAGUUUAAUUUGGUAACGUGCACAAAACUUCCUGUGCAAAAAUAAUUUCACUUGAAAAGAGUAUCUGCUGUUAAACCACAAAAUGGUUAUAAUAAUCAGCAAGAGGAGUUCAUUAGCAAGACAAAGGUCUCAUUUGUGGUGUACUUGCUAAUUGAACCCUUCUCUGUACAUCUCACGUGUGCUUUUGCAAUAUGCCUUUGUGCACUUAAUGUACAUUUUGUUCAGUAACUGUAAGUAUGAAGAUAAAAACAAAGGCAAAAGAGCUGAAUUGCCUACUGAGUAUCAAGGAGAAUUAAGAAGGAGUGGAACACUGGCUAAUACACUUUCUGAGCUCUGUUCUCAUCACGUUUACACUGGUAUAAAUCAAAGAGCAACUUCAUUACUAGAAUUGCUUGAGAUCAGUUAAUCACAUUUAGAUUAAAUCUUUCAUCUAAACAUCCACACAUAUUGCUUUUACUGGUCUGCUGUGAACAGUAAAGCAGCAAUAUUUGUCACAGAAUCAUUGAGUGCUUAUAUAUUAUUGAAAGUCUCUCUUUUGUGACAUACAGAGAAACUUACAGCUUAGAUGUCUCCCACAGAUGACUCACUUCCUUCAGCAACCACUUUGCCAUGUCCCCAAGGCAUCCAGCAUAAUCUAGUUUAGCAUUUAUUUGAACUGGCUGUAGCCUGUAGUCAAAUAAUUUGUCAUGGUUUCUUGCAUGGUCAUUUAUGUUAGAGAUCACUAUAAUACAAACCUCAAUUAUUAAAUUAUGGACUUAAAAUCAGUUUGUACAGCCCUAGUUUAAAUGUUUUAUCACUACAAAAAAAGAAGGACAUAUGUUAUAUUAACAACUUUUACAUCACUGGUCUUGCCUUUGCAAAGACCUCCUGUCUCAAAUACUGAGAGGGCUGCCAGUUUUCUCCUCAAUUGCUACUAAUACACAGCCACUUGAAGCACAGCAGAAUUUUGUAUGUAAAUACUUUCACAUCACUGUAUAAAGGUUAAGUUUCUUUCCGAAUGGAUUCAAUAAUGUCUUAUUUAAUUAAAAAAAAAAACAAAACAAAAACAAAAACAAGAAAACAAAUAACAAAAACAAACCACAAAAGAAAUUAUAUUAAAUUCACAACAGCUUGAGAACACCAACUCUAUGGCAAACCUCUGAUCCCAUCUUCCCUUUAUUGCAUCUCUAGAAACUCUGUUGUCUGAGAUACACUGUCUAAUGCUAACAAAAGGUAAAGAACUAAAAUAGCAAUUAUUUUCUAUUAACCCUGCAAUCUUUAGAAUUAACAUGCAAAGUACUUAAGUAUCAUUAUAACUAUUCUAUUUAAAGCAGAUAUAACUAUUUUGCUAUGUAAAACAAAUAGCCAUUGACUACACUAUUCUCUUGCCUCCCAUCAAGUUGAUCUGUAUUUGUUCAGAUGGAUGCACUCAUACACUCUCAGUGGAAAGUUACUAGUUGCACAGUUGCUAUGUGUGUAUAUAUAUGUAGAUAUAUAGAGAUAUACACAUACACAUAUAAAUAUAUAUAUAAAAUUUAUGCAGAUAGAGGGAGACUAAUACAACACGGGGACGUGGAAUAAGCAGUUUAAUUGAAUAAGCAGUGAAAUAAGCAGUUAUGGUUGAGCACAUAUGUUAAGAGACAGCAUGGUUUACAUUUGCCAAACUACUCUCAUUUUAAAGAAAAGAAAAAAGGCAAAAAAAACCCAACCCAGGCAUAUCCCAGCUCUCAUGUUGUAUUGAUGCUAACUUUAGCUGACCCAUCUUGACACGUCUAUCAUCUGAAGAUAUGCAGAGCUGUUUACUCACUCAUCUUCAGCUGUCUGUGUACCAGCAGGUCACCAGUAGUGGGAAGGGCAGGGUGUGUAGCCAGAAUCAGCAUUACUGUGCUCUCAGUGGGACAGCUAUCUGGGGAAGUUUCAUCUACCCUCUGAACAUUACACUCCUCUGCAUCAGGGAAUGGCUAUAGUUGAUGAUUUGGGGUUAAAAUUAAUGUCUGAAGACAGACUGUGUACGAACAGGCAUACACACCCUGCCUGGGACUGGAGAAGAGCAUGUCUGGUGGACCCUGGUGGUAAAGUCAGUACAAACAAGCUGUGUGUGCCAUUUCAGACAGAGCCCUCCUGUAAAGUCAUGUUUGCCCCAUAACAAACUCUCUUUACGUUACCACCAAUUAUUUUUUUUCUUUUCUUUUUUAAGUUCAAGCAAGGAGGAAUAUAUUUUGUUUGAUUUUAAAGAUACUUAAUUCAGCUACUUUUCCAGCUGAUCGUUCCUUUGGGCCCUAGUUGCUGAGUUGCUUGCUGUUUCUGAGGUGUAAAUAAACGUUUUGAUUUCUGACGUGGUUGCGAAGAACCUUGUAAUUUAUUUGUGAAAUGCUCCAAUAAAUGAUGUAUGGGCUUUUA
This is a messenger RNA of Apus apus (common swift), 7876 nucleotides long. RefSeq names its product cadherin 13 (gene CDH13). Gene Ontology annotation, cellular component: plasma membrane; catenin complex; adherens junction. The transcript is spliced from 14 exons. The record is from RefSeq and is a predicted model, not a curated record. Lineage: Eukaryota; Metazoa; Chordata; Aves; Apodiformes; Apodidae. Gene Ontology annotation, molecular function: cadherin binding; calcium ion binding. Gene Ontology annotation, biological process: homophilic cell-cell adhesion; calcium-dependent cell-cell adhesion; adherens junction organization. Bases 104 to 2242 code for a protein of 712 amino acids.